Molecule: messenger RNA, 2460 nt
Organism: Capronia epimyces CBS 606.96
Lineage: Eukaryota; Fungi; Ascomycota; Eurotiomycetes; Chaetothyriales; Herpotrichiellaceae
Exons: 2
Coding region: 1-2460 (819 amino acids)
Biological process (GO): 7-methylguanosine mRNA capping; polynucleotide 5' dephosphorylation
Cellular component (GO): mRNA capping enzyme complex
Molecular function (GO): polynucleotide 5'-phosphatase activity
Source: RefSeq, a predicted model, not a curated record
AUGGAUCUGAAAUCGAUGCUGAACGACUCUUCAGCCCAGCGACAGCCGCCUCCUCGACUGCAUACAACACAGUCCCACGAUCACACACCCAUUCCCACACCAUCCUAUGAAUCCUAUCCCGAUCGCUCGCAGGCGCAUCCGCAACCUCUCUCUGCCGCCGAGUACCGAUCACCUGCCAAUGGUUCGUACUUUGCGGUUCAGUCACCGCGCCAGCAGAUUUCACCGCCUGCGGUCACUCCAGGCAUAGCAGGACAACCAGCGUAUGCGCAAAGCCCAGGACCUCAUGGACAAUUUCAGACGCCUCGUGAGGGUAUACCGCCUUCACAUCCAUACCAGCCGCCCCUCGCGCCCUCACCUUCAAUUCCCCAACCGCCGACGCCUGGAUCGGUCCACCAUUACCAAACACCAUCCUCAGCCGCUACUUAUCAUCAUCCUGGGGCGUAUGCUGCUUUCAACGCCCCGUCACCCAGAGAAGACGCGUCAUCCUCGAAUGGCAGCGUGCACCCAGGUUCACGCACUUUGUCUCCUCAGGCUCAGUUCCAUCCUCCUCUCGCGCCAGCGACACCGUUGGGUCCGCCAGCCUUAUAUCCUCGUCCCUCGCCAUACCAGCACCGACCACUGUCGCAGGGCCAGGAGGGUUUCAGAAGGUUAUCUGCGAGCUCUGUAGGCUCCGCGCAGAGUAGAGAGUACAAUCAGCAGCCUCGUGGGCAGUCGGAGCAUUCUCGCAACGGAAGCAUACCAAGAACCUCUGGCGAAAUGCGGGAGAGAGAGCGAAGCAUCGAAAGUGUCAGUCCCAAGACAAUUCCAAAACCGUCUCCACGUCGUGCGAGUGUGUCACUGCCAGAAGAGACGAGGAAAGGCUCUCAGCCUCCGGCGCAGGUUUCGUCUGAUCAAGGCUCACAUCCUCCAGCGCAGGCUUCGUCUGAUCGAGGCUCACAUCCUCCGGCGCAGGCUUCGUCUGAUCGAGGCUCACAUCCUCCGGCGCAGGCUUCGUCUGAUCGAGGCUCACAUCCUCCAGCGCAAGCUUCGUCUGAUCAAGGCUCAAACGGGCAUUUUCACGAAUCAGAUGGGCAACUUCGCGAAUCAGACGGGCAGCCUCAGGAACCACCUAACCGGAUUGAUGAGGCUCACCAGCACGAGACGACUCCUAAAUCGGCAUCGACAUCGGCAGAACCGAGAGCGACGCCCCAGCAUCAAAUAUACCACCCAAGCCCGGGCACUGCAGUAGUGGACAACACCACGCCACAAUCCAUACAAUCCAUACAAUCCCCCUUCUCCGCCCAUACAAGUCCUCCAGCAACCGUCCAGGCAACACUAAAACGGACUGCGAGCGUAGUUUCUAGUGCCAAUGCCACACCACAACCACCGAGGAAGAGACGGAGGCGAGAUGAUGUUCCUAUAUUUGCUCGUAGCGCUCGAAGUAGACCUUUGAGGUUCAUCGACGCACCGCCGGCAGUCGCACUGGCGAGAAACCACCCUCUGGUCAGAAAGGACACCCCAACCUAUCACAUUCCGAAUGGUCAACCUCAAGAUCAUGGUAUUCCUCCAGCAGAUACAGCUGAAAAUCAAAAUCAAAAUCAAAAUCAAAAUCGCUGGGAACCAUGCAUCACAAACGUGGUUCCCUACGAAGAUCUCUCGCGCAGAGUCAGUGAUUGGAUUUACCAGACAAUUGGGAUGGCUGAAGCCCCCGGGGCCGGAGCCGUGUUUGAGAUUGAGGCAAAACUUGGCUCUAUUGUUGACGAACAGACUGGGCACCGUCUCAUUCUCCCAGUGGAAACGGAAGCGCUUUUCAAUCGUGACAAGUUCUGGGGAAGGACCAGCUUCCAGACUUCCAUGACCGUGGCUCAACAUCAAAUAUUAAAUACCUUUCUCAACGAUCUGGUGCACGAAACAAUGCGCGACUCUACGGGCCGUCCGGUGAUCGGCUACGAUCAUCCUCGCGAAUAUGACGAGUUCUACGAAUUGACAGAGGAGGGCCGGCGAAACCUGGCACCGAGCAUCUUAACGUGGCUCAAUCCUCGACAUAAGCCUCGGGUUCGAAGCACAAUCGACGAAUCCACCAAUCGUCUCAAGGCGCAAAUCAUCAAGUCACGACUCGCAGAUAUCGAUAUCUAUAACCCCAAUUCAGAUUUCGACUACAGAAUCUCCAUCUCCAUUGAAAGUCCAUGGGAAGGCGAGCGUCAGUGGCUUACAGAGAUGACAGGUGGCGGACGUGACAGAAAGAAAGAUCGGAUGAGCUAUAGACAUUUGGGGUACCAGAUCGAUCUGACUCAAGUGAGCUACACAAACAGACCGGAGAAGGAACACGAAUUGGAGAUUGAGAUCAGCACUGAACAAAUCCGCGUGGAGCUUGCGAAUCUUCGAGACGGUCGGCCUAGUAAAUACGAGGAGCUCGUCCGAGGGCUCCUGGACAACGUGAGGACCUUAUGCCGAACGGGGUCUGUCAAGAAGGUCCGGUAA